AUGAUUCGAACAACGAUGCCUAGGGCCUAUACGACCAGAAUCACGACUCCAGCGUUCUGUCAAUCGUUUGUCACUUCAAGGCCAAGAUUCAGCGAAGGAGAUACCGGUGCUGUUAGGUCAGGUGGUGUCGCCGCGGGUGACUCAUUUAUCCGCCGCGAGCAAGCCAUCGAGAACAUGUACUUUAAGCAGCACGAGAUGGAGAAUAUCAAGAAGAUGAGAGAGAAGCUCAUGGCCCAAAGAAAACACCUCGAUGAAGUGGAAAGCCACUUGAACGAAAUGGAGAAAGCGGCCGCUGCAGCACAACAAGGAGAAAAAUGA
Rhinocladiella mackenziei CBS 650.93 is the source of this 318-nucleotide messenger RNA. RefSeq lists its product as uncharacterized. Gene Ontology annotation, cellular component: mitochondrion. Gene Ontology annotation, molecular function: ATPase inhibitor activity. The record is from RefSeq and is a predicted model, not a curated record. Gene Ontology annotation, biological process: negative regulation of ATP-dependent activity. The coding region runs from base 1 to 318 and encodes 105 amino acids. The transcript has 3 exons. NCBI's taxonomy places the organism in Eukaryota, Fungi, Ascomycota, Eurotiomycetes, Chaetothyriales, Herpotrichiellaceae.